Messenger RNA from Fusarium coffeatum, 2475 nucleotides. RefSeq lists its product as uncharacterized. The record is from RefSeq and is a predicted model, not a curated record. Gene Ontology annotation, cellular component: Ric1-Rgp1 guanyl-nucleotide exchange factor complex; Golgi membrane. Lineage: Eukaryota; Fungi; Ascomycota; Sordariomycetes; Hypocreales; Nectriaceae. The transcript is spliced from 2 exons. Gene Ontology annotation, biological process: retrograde transport, endosome to Golgi. Bases 1 to 2475 code for a protein of 824 amino acids.
AUGGCCCCAGAAGCUCCGAGCAACAUCCGCGUAUUUAUACGCUGGCACGAUCAGACUGUCUUCGCCGGCGAGGAAGUCAAAUGUACCGUUACUUUUAAGAACGUAGCGCCCGCUCCAGGCCAGUCGAAACCGCCGCCGCAGCAGUCAGAACGAAGUCGACUGGCCUCGCCCUUACAUACCCGACCCAAGUCGAAUCAAGGCUUAACCCCACCGCCAUCAGCAUCCUCAGGUAGAGGACACCGCCGCUCUGCUCUCUCGUUAAGUGUUCCUGCGACUCAAUCACAUAGCCGCAGAGGCUCAGUUCAAUGGCCUUCAUCACCAAGUACAAGCGAUCGCGGUUCGGGGCACUCCCACAAGCGCUCCGUUUCCAUCGUCUCAAUCGGAUCCAAUAAUACUGUCGAGGACCACACACAACGCAAUGAUCUCCCAGCUCGACCUCAAAGACCGCAUCGCGGCCACGGGCGCGCUUCAAGUCUACAAAUACUUCCUCGAGCCCAGGGUCACCUACCCACUGGGCCUCAUUCUGCAUCCUUCUCUCCUCACCGUCUUUCAAGCUCUCCAUUAUUUCACGCUUCAUACCCUCCGCCUGAUCGAUUUGGCCGAAUAUCUCGCUCGCCGACAAACUCUCAGAAUCCAAUUGCACCAGGCCAGCGAAGAGCAUCUCCAUUGGGAUCGCCGUCAGAAAACCCAAUGCCAGAAUUCCGCUUCCCUGCCGCGCCUCCACCUACUCGAGAGGAAGCCCCGCCGUUAUCUAGAAGAUCAACGAACGAGAAUAUGCUCAGUCCCAAGAAUGCUGUAGGUGAUUCUGGUUUGCCGGUUCGCCCUAAGGAUGGCGUUCCUACUAUCAACGAACAAGUUGCCCCUGCACCCGCAGCCCGCAUUUUGGCAAGCAGUGGGGUCUUGGGGGGAACACCACGAAGCAGCGGAGAGUUUUACUCGGUCAGCAAUAACUCGUCAGAAACUCUGGUUUCAGAAUAUGUGACACAACCACCUAAUCGGCAUGCACGACCACUGCGAAGAAGUCUCGGUAUGACUGCGGCGCAAACGAGAGCACCCGAAUCGCUUAUGAUGGGCUAUGCUCAAUUGCACGGCUCUUUCUCAUUAGACGGAUCAUUAGUCAGUCUCACACAAUUCGAUCAAGUCAAAAAGAAGGGUAUCGUUGGGCAGGGAGGCGGUGUCGUUGGGCUCGAAUCUAAACGCGACAGCAGCCUACUGGGAGGAUUCGGAUGGGGUCGUAUCAGCAGCUCACUCGGCGACUUUUUGGGUGGAGGAGAGCUUAGCACCAUCAAAGAGAUGCGCGGAGUUGCAAAUUCCAAGUCUGUACCUCUUUUGACCACGCCGCAGUCCAUUCUAUUCGUCGAUUUGCAGCUGGCACCUGGGGAAAGUCGAGUGUUUGAGUAUUCAUUCAAACUUCCAAAGGGCCUACCUCCGUCUCACCGUGGGAAAGCUGUCAAGAUAUCUUAUAGCCUGGUUAUUGGCACACAAAGGGCUGGCGGUACCAAAGAGCAGCAGGUCAAAUCAGUCGAAGUCCCGUUUCGAGUUCUGGGAAGCGUCAAUAGCCAUGGUGAAAUUCUGGGCCAUGAUUUGAUGAACCCGUACAUCCUACUACAGGAUUUAGCCCAAGUCAAAAGUCCUUCGAGCAGUGAUAAGGAAAAGGCACCAAAGACCAACGGCGAUGGGGCAAAGGGACAGCAGUCAGCGCUGAAUGACUUUUUACUAUACGUGGACGACCUGGUACAUCGACCUCGAGAUGAAAGUGGUAGUAUCGUUCUUUCUCCAGGUGCCGGUAAUUCUAGGAGACCAUCGACAUACGAGGAAGCUAGUACCGCUCAGGAAGCUAUCCAUAUGGCAAUUAUGCGAAGCAAUAUGACUUCUGGUGGGCAACAGAGUCCAAACCGUUUCGAGAUUGCUCGCAACGGACAAAGAGUUGGCGUGGUGAUGCUUACGAGGCCUGCCUACCGACUGGGUGAAGUGGUCACGAUGGCGAUCGACUUUACAGAUGCGGAUAUUCCAUGUUACGCAGUGCAUACCACACUGGAAACGUCAGAGAAGGUAGACCCAUCUUUGGCGAUAAGAUCCGAGUCGAGUAUUCAUCGAGUGACACGAAAGGUUUACUCAUCCUCAUCUGAGGCAACGAUGUACUCACGACGGGUGACAUUCAAGCCGACAAUCCCAAUUACUGCGACUCCCGAGUUCGUAACCAGUGGAGUAAGCUUAGAGUGGAAGAUUCGUAUCGAGUUUGUGGUGCCCUCUACAGGAAGCGAUUCUCCAGAUGAGAGUGAGAGACGCGCACCUCAUCCACUACUUGAGCAGAUCUCACAAGAUGAGAAGGGAGGGACAGUGCUUGUGGCCGUUGAGAAUCUGAUAUGUGAGAGCUUUGAGAUUGCAGUACCCCUGCGAGUCUACGGAGCCGUUGGAACAGGAUUAGAGCGCCUUGAACGAGACGAGGCGUCUGAAGAAGGUCUCGCUGUAUGA